AUGGCUGGCGGUGAGUCGACCAGGUCGCCGCCACCCACGGCUGGCAUCACCUUUACGCGAGAUUUUGAAAUCGUCGAAAUGAGCAGCCUGUCCACCCACGACAAGGACCAGGCGCCCUUCAACACCACCACCACGUCAUACGCCGUUUCCACCGCUCCGCGACCGGUUCGCUACGCCAGCCAGAAAGCCGCGGGGCAAAGAUGGGUAGACAGUUUCAAGCAAGUCGAGGGCUCGCCCGGCAUUAUCAACGAUGGCUACUACGUCACCCGAGGCAGCGAGGAGAUGCCCCGCGACCCUGAGCGUCACUAUGACCUACACGCGGCCAACGCAAGAACGGCCAACUCAGCGCUGGUCCGCGACCUAAAGAGCCGCCACCUUCAAAUGAUUGCCAUUGGUACCGGGCUUUUCGUUGCUUCUGGUGUUGAUUUAGCACAGAGCGGCCCGGCCUCGGUACUCACUGCGUACGCGCUCACUGGCGCCAUGCAAUUCUGCACCAUGCAGAGCUUGGCCGAGUUGGCAGUUGUGUUUCCCAUCUCCGGCUCAUUUUCCGCAUUCUCUACCAGAUUUCUCGACCCGUCUUGGGGCUUUGCCAUGGGGUGGAACUAUGCGCUUCAGUGGCUUGUCGCCUUGCCUUUAGAAGUCAUUGCCGGCGCCUUGACAGUUGAAUACUGGAACUCCAGUCUCAGCAAGGCCAUUUUUGUGACCAUAUUUCUGUUCAUGAUUGCCGUCAUCAACCUUUUCGGCAUCAAAGGCUACGGGGAAGCUGAGUUUGUCUUUUCCACCAUCAAGGUGACUGCAAUUGUCGGCUUCAUUCUUCUCGGUAUAGUCGUCAACAUUGGCGGGACUCCUCACGAGGGCUACAUUGGUGGCAAGUAUUGGGUGAAUCCAGGCGCAACAAACAAUGGCUUCAAGGGAUUCUGCAAUGUCCUGGUAUCAGCUGCUUUUGCCUUUUCAGGCACCGAACUGGUUGGUCUCGCUGCGGCGGAGACGGCCAACCCCCGCAAGUCCAUCCCGACGGCCAUUCGACAAGUCUUUUGGCGCAUCGCCGUCUUUUACAUUGUGGCUCUGCUGCUGGUCACUCUCCUGGUCCCUCACGACGAUCCGCGCCUCCUCGGCGCCAAGUCGUCUGUCGACGCCUCCGCCAGCCCUUUUGUCAUUGCCAUUGAGAGCAUGGGCCAGACGGUCCUCCCGAGUAUCAUGAACGCCGUCAUUCUCGUCGCCGUCGUGUCCGUCGGCAACUCGGCCGUCUUUGGCUCCUCGCGCACCCUCGCGGCCCUCGCCGAGCAGUCCCACGCGCCCCGCGUACUCGCCUACAUUGACCGCAAGGGUCGUCCGCUCGUGUCGGUGCUCCUCACCCUCGCCGUCGGUCUGCUCGCCUAUCUGGUUGAUCUCGAGGAGCAGCCCGAAAUCUUUGGCUGGCUCAUCGCCAUCUGCGGCCUCUCCAGCCUCUUCACCUGGGGCAGCAUCUGCCUCUGCCACAUUCGCUUCCGCCGCGCCUGGGCCGUCGCCGGUUGCGUGCCCGCCCAGCUACCCUUUCGCUCCCAGGUUGGCAUCGUCGGCUCGUACGCUGGCCUCAUUGCCAACCUGCUCGUCGUCGCCUCGCAGUUUUGGACCGCCGUCUCACCGCUCGGCCCCGCGCAGACCUCGUCGGUCGGCAUCGCCAAGAAUUUCUUCCUCAAGGUCCUCGCCGUGCCCAUUGUUUUGGCGUUUUACCUCGGCCACAAGUUCUGGUUCAAGACGCACAUUCUACGCGCCAAGGCCAUAGAUAUCGACACGGGACGGAGCUUUGGCCGCGCCGACUCGAUUCAACCAGACGAUCCCAGCCCACGCCGUAAGUGGCCGCGCUGGAAGCGCAUCUACCGAUCCUUGUGCUAA
This is a messenger RNA of Beauveria bassiana ARSEF 2860, 1875 nucleotides long. RefSeq names its product amino acid permease. NCBI's taxonomy places the organism in Eukaryota, Fungi, Ascomycota, Sordariomycetes, Hypocreales, Cordycipitaceae. Gene Ontology annotation, cellular component: membrane. The coding region runs from base 1 to 1875 and encodes 624 amino acids. The record is from RefSeq and is a predicted model, not a curated record. Gene Ontology annotation, biological process: amino acid transmembrane transport. Gene Ontology annotation, molecular function: amino acid transmembrane transporter activity. The transcript is spliced from 4 exons.